Molecule: messenger RNA, 1703 nt
Organism: Sitodiplosis mosellana (orange wheat blossom midge)
Lineage: Eukaryota; Metazoa; Arthropoda; Insecta; Diptera; Cecidomyiidae
Gene: Nup50
Product: nuclear pore complex protein Nup50
Exons: 1
Coding region: 257-1495 (412 amino acids)
Biological process (GO): protein import into nucleus
Cellular component (GO): nuclear pore
Source: RefSeq, a predicted model, not a curated record
GGUUUUCAAUGUCACAUCGAUUGCAUGAAUUCUGUCGUUUCAUAAAACGUCACAUUUUAUUCAACAGCAUUAUUUUGUUUCAAACGGCACGCCGUAGUUUUUAUUCACACUAAAAUUUUAAAAAAAUCUGCACAGAAAAUCCAACAAAUUGCAUUUGACUCCAUCAUAAUCGGCGAAUAGUUGAAGUCAAUAAAGAGUUUACCGUUUUAAAACACAAGAGGAGAACAAAAAAAUUUUGGUGACGAAAAAAAAUACGAUGGCAAAACGGCGACCCGAUCAACAGUUAACACAGAAUAAUUGGGAUGAAGAGCUUGAGAGAGACGAAGUCGGUCAAUUUCAGAAGGCCGACGAAAGUGAAAUGAAACAACGUGUGAUUCGUGUGGCAAAGCGACGUAUUCGUUCGGACGAAACGGAUGGCAAUGAAUCGAGCGCAAAACCGGUGUCAGUAUUUUCUGGUUUCUCAUUGCUUUCAAAUAAAUCAUCGACACUCGGUAGCGAUGCAGCACCAUCCAAACCGAUGUUCAGUUUUGGUAGUAGUUUUUCAUCGCAACCACCGGCGGCCAGUGCUCCAUUCAGUGCAUCUUCAAGCGUUACAACACCAUCGUUUGGUGGUCAACUGAAAGUCGAUGAUAGCAAAUCGUCGGAAUUCGUAACGAAACUCAAGGAAUUGAACGAUGCGGUGUUGAGCUGCAUCAAAGGUCACAUUGAAAGUGGCCAAGCGUGCAUUCUUACGCCAAUUUUCAAGGAUUACGAGAAAUACGUGAAAGAGUUGGAAGGCAAGAACAAAAAUGCUACAGCAGAAUCGCCGGCCAAAACAAAUCAUGCAAACAGUACAGCCAGCACAGCUCCAACGGCAUCGUUUUCGUUUUCAUUCAACGUGCCCAAACCCACAACGACCGCUGAUGCAGAAAGUACGACCGCCAGCAUCGCUGCAUCUUCAAUUGUUGUGGCGCCAACGCAAAGCUCAUCGGCCACUCCAAUGUUUUCGUUUGGUAAGCCAUCAACCACAUUUGGCACGGGAUCGUCUGGUUUCUCAUUUUCGAGCGCAAUUCAAACAACGAAACCGGCUGAGAGUGACAAGAAAACGGACGGCGGUACAAAUGGCAACACAGAAAAUGCCGAAGACGAAGAUGAUGAGCCACCGAAGGUGGAGUACAAGCCAGUCGUUGAAGAUGAAAGCUUCUAUUCGAAGCGAUGCAAGGUGUUUGUUAAGGAUGCCGGUGAUUACAAGGAUCGUGGCACUGGUACAUUGUAUCUAAAGAAUGUGAAGGACGAUAAGGUGCAGCUGAUUGUUCGUGCCGAUACGAAUUUGGGCAACAUUUUACUUAAUAUUCUACUGUCAUCAGCCAGUCCCGCCAAACAACUCAAAAAUAACGUCGUACUCGUGUGUAUACCAACACCAGAAUCCGAACCCAAACCCAAGUCUGUCUUGAUUCGUGUCAAAACCCAAGAUGAUGCCAAGGAAUUACUCGAAGAAAUUGAAAAACAUCAAUAAUUGAAAUGGAAAAAAAACAACAAAACAAACAGAAAAAUGAUCGUUGUUACAAAAAUCCUCAUACCAUUUUCAUUAGAUUUUUUCCUCUUUUAAACUGAGUUUUGAUGAAAAACACAAAUUACGUUCUUGUUAAAUGAAAUAAAAAUAAAUGAAGAAAAAAAAAUCCACAUUGAAAUAAAAACUCAAGUCAAGAAUAGUUUACUGCAAA